Messenger RNA from Rhipicephalus microplus (southern cattle tick), 657 nucleotides. RefSeq lists its product as uncharacterized. The record is from RefSeq and is a predicted model, not a curated record. NCBI's taxonomy places the organism in Eukaryota, Metazoa, Arthropoda, Arachnida, Ixodida, Ixodidae.
GGAAGAGGCGUCCAGUAUUAACUGAACUGACUCGAGGGCGUACUUCCGUUUCUUCAAGCCGCACACCCUGCUUCUCUCCCUCGUGACCACGUGACACAGCAAGAUGAAGGGGCUCGAACUCGUGGCUGCGGCAAUCGGUGUCGCCGUGUUGAACUACGUGCACGGCGCAAGCAUCACGUCCACGACAGAGUUCGCCAGAGUGGAGCGAGGGGACAAUCUGGGGCCGCGGAUUUCCGCUUCCAACAGUGGGCUGAAGAUUUCGGGCCGGAACUUAGUUCCUCCUGGACAGGGUGGUCUCUGGGUGGGCCAGUAUGACUGGGAGAGGAGGACGAAGUAUGAAUAUAACCACACUAAGGAGAUCAGCACCUACUCGUACCAGGAAGGCACCUUGCUGACCGGCUGGGUGAUCGCCGUCAUCGUCAUCGUUCCCUUGAUUGUGCUGAUCACAAUCAUCGUGGCAGGCGUGUGCGUCUACAGGGCCUGCACGAGACGAAAGGUUUACCCGUCGUACGCUUAUCAGGCAGGACCGCCACCUUACCCACUUAACCACUGAUUGUACGCGGGGACCCAAAAUGAGCCCUUGCGACGACCUUCACCCAGGGAACGGGCACUCAACCACUUGGCGCAAUAUCUGUGAUAUCUUAGAGCACCGAUAAC